Messenger RNA from Soboliphyme baturini, 544 nucleotides. The record is from the annotation of a GenBank genome assembly. NCBI's taxonomy places the organism in Eukaryota, Metazoa, Nematoda, Enoplea, Dioctophymatida, Soboliphymatidae.
AUGUAAGGAGCGUCCUGGAAAUUAAGCACGACAAGGCUCGAUACUAUCAGCUUUAGUACUUUCAGAGUUCUUUCGUAAGCGAGCAGUACCGGUUCCUCCGUUGCGAGCGAUAUUCGAAUUUGUCACCGAUCCAACGUUGUCAGAAAGCGAUAUCGACAGUCGUUUGACAGAGCUUCUGGAGACAGCGAAAGAAAAUGACAAAGAAGUAACGAACGAGGAAAUGGUUAGCGAAGAAGUGUUCAGGAAACUUUACAUCGAGAGGAAGCUGGGCGACGUCAUGAAAUAUGAAGAAGACAUUGAGGCUGCGAAGCGUGGGCAACAUGUUGAGGUUUAUUAUCCGGUCGUUACUGGGUUGAAAGAUGAUCUAACUGGUGCUAAGAGCGACGACGAAGAUCUCGGUUCGCAUGGUUCGGAAGACACCCAGAGUUGUUGUUCAUCUGAUGAUCCGGCCACAGAAAAACGCAGCCGGGAAAAGAAGGAAAAUACAUCCGCAUUUAUGAGGCAACGAGAUGAAUCGCCGAACACGAAAAAGGUUAUUCUUUAA